Molecule: messenger RNA, 352 nt
Organism: Etheostoma cragini (Arkansas darter)
Lineage: Eukaryota; Metazoa; Chordata; Actinopteri; Perciformes; Percidae
Product: trafficking protein particle complex subunit 5-like
Exons: 1
Biological process (GO): endoplasmic reticulum to Golgi vesicle-mediated transport
Cellular component (GO): TRAPPI protein complex; TRAPPIII protein complex; TRAPPII protein complex
Source: RefSeq, a predicted model, not a curated record
CUUUUCAAGGUUAACGUCUGGAAGUCUCUGUUCGGGAAGGAGGCGGACAAGCUGGAGCAGGCCAACGACGACGACAAGACUUACUACAUCAUCGAGAAGGAGCCGCUGAUCAACGCGUACAUCUCGGUGCCGAAGGAGAACAGCAGCCUGAACUGCGCCGCCUUCACCGGCGGCGUCGUGGAGGCCGUCCUCACGCACAGCGGCUUCCCCGCCAAGGUCACCGCCCACUGGCACAAGGGCACCACGCUGAUGAUCAAGUUCAACGAGUCGGUCAUCGCCCGGGACAAGGCUUUGGACGGCAGAUAGGGACGGACUGCAGGGGGGGUCCCGAUAGGGGUCCUGAUAGGGCUUG